Molecule: messenger RNA, 1146 nt
Organism: Cyphellophora attinorum
Lineage: Eukaryota; Fungi; Ascomycota; Eurotiomycetes; Chaetothyriales; Cyphellophoraceae
Exons: 2
Coding region: 1-1146 (381 amino acids)
Source: RefSeq, a predicted model, not a curated record
AUGCCUGCCACACCGCUUCGAUCGCAGGUAGUUCUCGGAGGGCCGAUGACUAAGGACGAACUACUACUACUCUCACCGGAUCAUGAGCAAACCCUCUGGGGGGCGUAUGCCGACAUUGGCAACGAUGACUCAACUGUGGACGACCCGGCCUUGGAAGUGUAUGUUGGUUCAGGAAUCGGCAUUCGCGGUGUUAAGACACGAACACAAAACUAUGUACGGAUCUCUGAGGGUCAAACAACACCUGAAAGUGGUAAACAUGAGCAGCUCCUUGCAAAACCAGGAAUCCGGAGCCGACCCCAAUUGAUUGCUGGCUAUCGGAAUGGCAAAGUGGUCCCUCGCCCAUAUGUUCUACUCAUGGAACAGCUCUGCUCGAUCCUUACCAAGGCCAUCGAUCUUCCCCUUGGGCGCUACCUCAGCCAGUCAUAUCACGAGAUGCUUCUCGAAGCUCGCCAUGAAAGCUUGCCAGAUGUGCCUUGGGUUGGCCUCAACCGUGCCGCACAGCUAUUACAGUGUCUCGGCAGCCGCGUUGUCAAGAGAUUCUGUGACCAUUGCAAGUGGGAAAACGACGGUAUCAAAUACCGCAACGUUGAUCCUGGUCUUCCUGGAAGUGAGAUAAAGAUCACGCGUCCGGCGACUUCGAUGAGCAAGGCUGCGAAGGCCGCGACCGCAUCCACGACUGGUACCACCACCUCGGGCACCGCGUCUAAGACCAGCAAGGCUACGACCGCAUCCACGACUGGUACCACCACCUCGGGCACCGUGUUUAAGAACAGCAAGGCUACGACCGCAUCCACGACUGGUACCACCACCUCGGGCACUGCAUCUACGCCUGGCACGUCUAGUGAUAAUGAUCUCGAUAUCGUCAUGUCAGAUACGCUGCCGCUCAAGCCGCGUCGACCGCAUAAGCCGCGUCAGCCGUAUAAGCCACAACGGGGAUCUCCCUCGCACGAAGACUGGGCCAGGAUACGGCCAAUACUCGCAGAACUCUACGUCGACCAGGGGAUGCGCCUGCAGGAUGUGCAGGACACUCUGGUGUCUCAGCACAACUUUCAUGCGACAACGGACAUGUACAGAAAACGCAUCACUCAAUGGAAGCUUCAGAAAUGCGUCAAGUCCGCUGACAAGGCGAGUGGCGGCUACGACUGA